GGCACAGAAGUGUAACAGAGGGAGAGGGAGAGGGAGAGAGAGAGCGAGAGAGAGCGAGAGAAUUAUUCAUUAAGUACAGAAGGCAAAGUGAGGCGGACGGGAGCAGUUCAGUGCACACACAGACACAGAGAAAGCAGAAGUGGAGAGUUCUGUGAGCUUUCAGAGACAUAGUCUGCUAUGGCACAGGGUUCUGACAGUAAUGACACAAGUUUCACCAGAUCACCGUCACCAGGCAGCAAGCAGGACUCCUCCGACGAUGUGAAGAAGGUGAUCAGGAGGGAGAAGAAUCGGAUUGCAGCUCAAAAGAGCAGGAUGAGACAGACACAGAAAGCAGACAGCUUGCAUCUGGAGAGCGAAAAUCUGGAGAAGGAGAACGCGGCUCUGCGCAAGGAAGUCCAGAGGUUGACCGAAGAGGCCAAACAUCUGUCCACGGUGCUAAGCAACCACGAGCCCUUCUGCUCCGCCCUGAGCUCCCAGCCCUCCGAAAUACUCUACUCGCCCCACGGCGCCUUUCAUCAACCCCACAUCACCUCGCCACGCUUUCAGCACUGACGGCGACUGAGGCGUGGGGGGUGGGGGGGUGGGGCUGUCGACCUGUUGUCCUGUUAAGGGUCGUUGUGAAUGAAGAUGUGUUGAGUCUGUAGUUUGUGCCUACUGUCAGAGUCAAACCCACCCGCCCCGUCCUCUUUCGUCUUAAAAAGCCCGCGUCUCUUAAUGGAGCUGAGCGCGUCCCUCAGGUUAGAAAAGGUGAUCCCUAGCCUCGUCGUUUACAGCACGUUUUCGUGUAAAUCUGUGCUAACGAGCCAUGACUUUGUGCUUGAGGAAAAAAAACAACCACAGGAAAGAUGCUUAUUGUCGUAAUCCUUGAUUUUAAAGGGCGAUUAUGAAACCGAAUUUCCUAGGUACAGGUAGAAAUGACUUAAUAUGAACCUACCUAUAUCUAGUAUUUUGGUAUGGUUUUGUGUUCGUUUUUAAGUUAACACUUUAUUCCGAUCAAACGAGCAAUAGCAACUUGACUGCUUAACAUGUUACGGAAUUUUAAUGGAUUUUUAAAUGUAACUAAUCUUUCCUUGAAAAUGAAUGUAUACAACGUUUUAACUGAGAGACUAACAUGCGCUGUGCGUACUUCUUUCAAGAUGUCACUAGCUAGUAGUGUAUUUGGAUGUCGCCCGCUGUUGUUUAUUUUUUUUUGUACUCUGCCCCCUAGUGGUAGCAUGUUUUCCAUUCUGGACUUUGAAUCCGUUUAGUUUUGUAGUGAGGUAACAAAGGUAUUCAGUACCUUGAAAACAGUGAGCUAUGGUACAGACCGGGGAAAAUUCUCUUUGCGAGGGUGCACACAUCCACACAGCUGACUGCCACGGUAAUUCAUUAUGCCAUAGAUACUCCAUACAUGUAAGCUUUUUGUGUGUAAAAUUUAAAAACGUAAACUGUGUUAGUGGACAGUUUGGACAGAGAUCGUUUUUUUCUGAAUGUUGCAUUCAUCAUAAAAGAAUGUUUGAUAGAGAAACGUAAUUUAAAAUAAUGUCGACUCAUUCUAUUUUUGAAUACGCGACAGUAAAUUUUAAGCUCUGCUAGAAAAGAAAAUAUUGUAUUUUGUAUUAAAGCCUACCUCUCCUCCAUCCGUUGUAGGACAGAAAAGGUAAAUAUGGAGCUGCGGUUGUUACCUCUGAACGUAGAAAACUGCGGAAAGAUUUUUGCGAUACCUGGAAUAUUUUACGAGAUGCGCGUUUUGAUUUUGCAAAACUAACGUGAAUAGCAGUGUCCAGUUGGACAUACAAGUCCUUGACAUUUAUAUUACUUUUGUAGACCUCUAUUUUUUUAGAAAAAAACUUUUGGCACAUGUCAUGUUUUAUUCCUAGGACUUGUGUCCAUUAAGGACAUGAUGUCUGAGGUCUUGAUAUCAUCGUGAUACAGAUGAUAACUAGACUGCUAUCUUAUCUACCAAAUCGCCAGUACUUGGUCUUCACAUUUUCCCCCAUCAAUAAGCGACUUACAUUUGUUCACAAUCCAGAAAACUCGGAAGGAAGUUUUCUUUAGCUAAGUCUCGUAAGACCUGGAAAACAUCACAUUCUAAGGAGUAAUAUUCUGCUCACUUUUACAUACAAGGUCAUUUUAAGAUUUAAGUGUCAUAUUUAUUUCGAUGUCUGUAUCCGCUCAAAUGAAUGUGGGAGUUGUAGUUUUACAGUCUUUUGUAUAUACACGCUUUUAUUAUUUUGUCCAGAAGAGAAUUGAUUUUUAUUUUUGUUAAAAGCAAACAGAAAAAAAGACUUUGGAAUUUAUUUUUUUGUUUUGUUCUUUCUGUACAAAGCAGCAUGUUUAAAUAUACUGCCAUCACGACACAGUGGAGAAAAUCCUUAAUUUUUCUCUGAAAAGUUUAAAAUGCUGCUGCUUAGACAUGGUUGCAAAAGUAGUUAAGAGGUUUAUGUAUACUGUAUACUGAAAAUGUAUUUAUAGAAAGCCCGUGAUUAUUCGUCAGAUGUCGCUCUAUACCGUCAGGUGAACUCAGUGCCAGUAUUCCGUUUUGAUUGUCUAACAAAUAUGAAUGUAUUUUUAUAGUGUUUAUGAGCAUCAAAAUCUUUUAUUUUGCUGAGGUAACAUUUAC
Messenger RNA from Lepisosteus oculatus (spotted gar), 2602 nucleotides. It is a transcript of the gene batf, whose product is annotated as basic leucine zipper transcription factor, ATF-like. Gene Ontology annotation, cellular component: nucleus. Gene Ontology annotation, molecular function: RNA polymerase II cis-regulatory region sequence-specific DNA binding; DNA-binding transcription factor activity, RNA polymerase II-specific. The record is from RefSeq and is a predicted model, not a curated record. Gene Ontology annotation, biological process: regulation of transcription by RNA polymerase II. NCBI's taxonomy places the organism in Eukaryota, Metazoa, Chordata, Actinopteri, Semionotiformes, Lepisosteidae.